AGGAACGAGCUGAGGAGCCGGGCCGUGACUCUGGUCUGCAACACGUCAGCAGAGGUCCUGCCUCCGCUGGUACGAGCAGACGUCCCGCGAGUCGAGCCUGGCUCCAGAGUGCUCCUCUCCCCCGACACAUUCAGCGAGGAGAACGGCCGGAUCGAGUACUACGCCGUCAUCGUCACCAGCAACGAGUCAUUGUCGAGGCCCACCCAGGAAACUGUGUCCAGCACCUGGUAUGAUCACUAUUACGGACAGGAGGACUCCUACAUGGCUGUGCUGCUCCCCAAUCCUUUCCAUCCAGACAAGAGGAGCACUCCCCAAACCUGGUCGGUGCCGGUAGGAACGGACGAGUGUGGCCAGUCCCGGGAGAUCUGCAAUGGGAAGCUGAAGGCAAACGCUCAGUACAGGUUCAGCAUUGCUGCUUUCACCAAAUACGACCUGGUGGAUCCUUCUGUGUCCUUCACGGCAUUUUCAGCGGCUGGAGCUGGCGCAGACCCCAGUCCUGUUACCGUGCCAGUCGUGGCUGGGAUUGUUGCAGGCUUUCUCCUGACACUCGGUGCGAUUUUCGGAUGGGUCUACUGGAAGCGGGUCCGAUCGAAAAGAACCAAGAAGAGUAACUUAUCGCAAGAAAUGACCACAUACAGCUUGAGAAAUGUCCACCGGCCGAUGCCCAUCCAGAGCUUCAAGCAGUAUUACGAGGCGAAGACAGCAAAUGCCAACCACGGCUUCUUCCAGGACUUUGCGGAGCUGAAGGAGGUAGGGAAGGAGCAGCCUAAGGUGGAAGCGGAACUUCCAGCUAACGUGUCCAAGAACAGAUACCCCCAUGUGCUGCCCUAUGACCACUCAAGAGUCAGGCUGAGCCUGCUGAGGGAGGAGCCCCACUCUGACUACAUCAACGCCAACUACGUCCCCGGCUACGCCUCCUCACAGGAGUUCAUCGUCACCCAAGGGCCACUGAAGAAAACCAUUGAGGAUUUCUGGAGGCUGGUGUGGGAGCAGAGCGUCUGCAACAUCAUCAUGCUGACAGUGGGCAUGGAGAACGGACGGGUGCUGUGUGAUCACUACUGGCCCUCAGAGUUGUCUCCGGUCUCCUACGGACACAUCUGCGUGGACCUGCUCUCCCAGGGCAGCGCUGACGAGUGGACCACGCGCACGUUCAAGCUCUGGCACGAGGACCUACGGGAGGAGAGACAUGUGACCCACCUGCACUACACGGCGUGGCCUGACCACGGCAUUCCUGAAUCCACAGCUUCCCUGAUGGCCUUCCUGGACCUGGCCCGAGGGCACAUGCAGAAGGCCAAGGGUUCUGGGCCAACGCUAGUGCACUGCAGUGCGGGGGUGGGCCGCAGCGGCACCUUCAUCGCCUUGGACCGGCUGCUGCAGCAGCUGAAGCAGGAGAAGGUGGUGGACGUGUUCAAUACCAUUUACACCAUGCGGAUGAGCCGCUACUCAAUGAUUCAGACGUUGGGCCAAUAUGUUUUCCUGCACAGCUGCAUUCUGGAGAAGAUCACAGAGGAGCUGCUCUUGGGCCAGUCUGGGACGGAGAUCUCCUGCCCGAUCCCUCUCAAAAGCUUCCUGCAGCACCAUGCGCAGAAAUCGGCCAAGUCCAAUGCGGGCUUCCUGCGGGAGUAUGAGAUCCUCCUAGAGGUUGCGAAGGACAAAGCCAGCUCUGCAGCGCCAUCUGCAGGCAUCCAGGAGAGCCGCCCUGGCUCCAGCAUUCUCCCAUAUGACCGCUCCAGAGUGAAAUUUUCGCCUCUGGAACAAGGCCCCUUCUCGGAUCUCAGCCAGACCUGGCUCCUCCCGGGCUGCAAUUCAACCAGGGACUAUCUGGCUGUGCAAGGACCCGACAAGGUGACCAUGGAGGAAUUCUGGCGCUUGGUGUGGGACCAUGGCGUCCACACCAUAGUCACCCUGCUGCCAAGCCAGGAGAAGGGCCAGGUCCUGAGUGAGGCAUGUUGGCCCCUGGAGGGCAGCCCAGUCUACACAGAGAUGUUAACCAUCCAGCGGGGCCCGGAGAAGCAUGUCUCGGGAUGGAGGUGCAUUCAGCUCAAACUGAAACAUGAGAAGAAAGUGAAGGAGAGGCAGGUGCAGCGAUUCCUGUAUCCUCUGUGGGGAUGCCAGCAGCAGCCAGAUGUCCAGCUGCUGGUGGAGUUCCUCGCCGCAGUUAGACGGUGCAUGCCGCACAGAAAGCGAGCUGGCCCCCUGCUCCUGCACUGCAGCAGUGGCAUUGGCCAGAUGGGGAUGCUGAUCACCCUGGAUUGCCUGCUGCACCAGAUGAAAGCGGAGCGAAGUGUGGAUGUCUAUGGAGUCACCCUCAGGCUGAUGAGAAGCUGCUGCCUCAUGACCCCGACGCCGGAUCAGUACGUGUUCUUGUACACAUGCAUCCGGGACAUCCUCACCCAGAGACAGCCCUAGGAAGAGCACAGCAGCUCCUGCCCCCGGGAGAGCCUGGCACUAGGGGCAGGCUGAAGAGAGCGCAUCACAGGGCUGUUUGCACAAACCUGACUGAAGCUCCCUCCGGAGAGAAGGGGACCCACCUGGGCCAGAGACACCAGUCAGUUCCCCACCCCUUGAGGCCAACUCAGAUGAGGAGCUAAGGCUGGGUAGGCCUGCAUCAGCGGUUCAGAAUCUCGGACUUUCCUGGUCUCUUUUCCCAGGACGUGGUGGGAGAGCCUAUUGCACAUGCAUUGUCUGCACCAGCCUCCCGCAAGGAGUGCCCUUCUGUCGUCCACAGGGCUGCAGCCCACUCAGCCUGCAAGCACCCAGCGCGGGGCAUAGGAACCUGUCCAGGAUUCAAAGCAUUAAGCGGGGCUGCAUCCCUGCUGCCUGGGAUUCCUGGGACUCUGGAAGGUCUAUGAAUCCAGUCGCCGUAGCACUUGCUCUGGGAUCCUGCCGGCCUCCGUACUGACCUCCCUCCCCCACUGAGUACAGGACAGAAUACAUGGGGUGCUAUUCCUGCCGCGCCUGGCUCAGAGCUGGUGCAUCCUACUGAGCAGGCUGCUGGGUGAUGCUUAUUUCUGUCCAGCAGGAGGUCUGGGAGGCCCAGGCGCUACGCACUGCUUCUCAGAGCGUCGAGCGGAUGCUCCGGGUGUGCUAGUGCCUUUGGGAGACUCUGUGACCCAGGGCAGAGGACCAAGGGGAACAGGGGUGUCUCUCAAUAAAUGGAUCACCAAGCAAUGUGUCUGAACAAUAGAGAAAACAGCCCUAGAAGCAGUGUCCUCUAACGAACAGUAGCUUUUACCGCACACCCUGGCCUGGCCUGCAACCUUCCAGCCAGCUGGACUGGAGGGCACCAUCCCCAAAGGGCAGCCGUGCACACCCGCCGGGAGCACCCCGUUCGGCUGACUUCCAAGAGCUGCCCCUUCGUGCCGGCUGUCCCAUCGCAUUCAGAGCCCGAUACCUCGGCCCCAAGAGCUGAGUCCCAACUGCUAGAGCAGCAGACCUCUGCAGACCCUCAGGACAACCCUCACAUGAGACUCUCGCCUCUCCUAGCUGGGAGAAAAGGGGCCAGACUCCUUCCUCCCAACAGCAUCAUGUCACCCCGCAUUUAUGCAGAGCCUGUGAGCAGGGGCCAGGGCACGACAGCAAAACCAAGAAUAACAAUCAAAUGAGAAGACUCUUACUGGCCAGUCACUCUCCAUAUAACCCUGUCUCUAAGGCCUGCCAGUUUAUGUGGGGGAAAAACAUUAUCCACUAAUUUGGCCUCAGCACACUGCUACCCUCUACCGGGAGAGCAUGUGUAUCAGCCAUGUCCUCCAGUGGUUGCGCUAGAGGAGCUGUCUCUUCAUCCCACUGAGACGUGGGGUUACAGCAACAUACCACCCCCGCAAUGGGACCUUAACUCUGGCCCCUGGAGCUGGCAAUACCCCCACAGAGUGCCAGUAUCGGGGGGGGGGGUGCCAUAGGAAAUAGGAAGAACGACAGAGAGGUUUGUCUUGAUUCCAAUUUGCAGCAUGGACCUGCACACACA
Molecule: messenger RNA, 3964 nt
Organism: Gopherus evgoodei (Goodes thornscrub tortoise)
Lineage: Eukaryota; Metazoa; Chordata; Testudines; Testudinidae
Product: receptor-type tyrosine-protein phosphatase V-like
Exons: 22
Biological process (GO): protein dephosphorylation; angiogenesis
Molecular function (GO): protein tyrosine phosphatase activity; cadherin binding
Source: RefSeq, a predicted model, not a curated record